Molecule: messenger RNA, 799 nt
Organism: Xyrauchen texanus (razorback sucker)
Lineage: Eukaryota; Metazoa; Chordata; Actinopteri; Cypriniformes; Catostomidae
Exons: 2
Source: RefSeq, a predicted model, not a curated record
UCCUAUUCCGAGGAUUUCACGAAGCCCUCGAUUACAUGUUGUACCCCCAGCUGGAAACGGUGCAAGACACUAUUUUGGAGAAAAAAACAUCGGUCUUCAUCAGGAGAAAGGAGAAGCGAUCAAACAACGUUACGUCAAAUACCUUCUGUGUUAAACGAAUCAGUUGAUUUGUACGCUACCGGUUUUCAAAUUGACGAAGACCCCACAGCAAUCUUCAAUAAUGAUGCGUUCGUGAGGGAGUGGGACGCUCUUAACCAACCCAUACUUCCAGACAACACCGAUAAUGCUGUCUCAUCACACGGCGGGGCUGUGGUGCCAGAUGAGGAGCUGCUGCUAAACGACGCGGAGGAUGUGAUUUCGUUUAUUGAUGCUGUAUCGGAUUGUACGGAGGACGAUGCGAAUAAUCAGGAGUGUGUGGAAGAGACAGUUAUCGAAGCGGAUGAAAAUCUACCAUCAAAUCAACAGAACUUUUCCCAUGAUUUGUUGAUGGAAUUGCGUGAACAGAAUCGAUUGGCGGACGAGAAGCUGGAUAUUAUUUCAGAGAAUGUCAAACGUCUUUGUGACUGCGUCCACAUGGUGAUGACAAACUCAGAAGAACAAGGAAGUCUUAUACGGUUUAUUCUCGAUCGAGUUGGUGCCAAUCGCGAGAUGUUGAAUAAAAUUGAAAAGAUUCUCCAGGACGAAUUCCGAGAAAGCCAGCUCAUGGUAAAUAUAUUGACUAACAUCAAUAACGCUGUCAUAGAACAUAUAAAAUAACUAAUUGUGUUUAUGAUUGAUUUGUGUUAAAAGGGUGUUGUUG